AUGGGCUCGUACACUGAAAAGUAUCUUCAUAAAUUUAGUACCAUUGUGGAGAUCUGGCUCGUCAUGUUCUUCGGCGUGGAGUACCUCGUCCGCCUCUGGUCCGCAGGCUGCCGCUCCAAGUACAUGGGCUUCUGCGGCCGUCUGCGCUUCAUCAGGAAGCCCAUCUGCAUCAUCGACCUGAUCGUGGUGGUGGCGUCCAUCGUGGUGCUCUCGGUGGGCUCCAACGGCCAGGUGUUUGCGACGUCAGCCAUUCGGGGGAUCCGGUUCUUGCAGAUCCUGCGAAUGCUGCACGUCGACAGACAAGGCGGCACCUGGAGGCUCCUAGGCUCUGUCGUGUUCAUCCACAGGCAG
Molecule: messenger RNA, 351 nt
Organism: Frankliniella occidentalis (western flower thrips)
Lineage: Eukaryota; Metazoa; Arthropoda; Insecta; Thysanoptera; Thripidae
Product: potassium voltage-gated channel subfamily KQT member 1-like
Exons: 3
Biological process (GO): potassium ion transport; transmembrane transport
Cellular component (GO): membrane
Molecular function (GO): voltage-gated potassium channel activity
Source: RefSeq, a predicted model, not a curated record